AUGUCCGACAUCGUGGACGAUUACCACGCCAUCUACCCCAACGGAACACAUUGGUUCGAGGAUAGCUCAAUGAAAUCGCUCGUUUUCUCUUCAAUGGCCGUUGGUGGGCUUCUUGGACUGGUAGUAGCGGUUCCAGUGAUGCAUCGGGUUGGAGUUCGCCUCAUGCUCACCAUCUGCGGCGUUUUCUCCAUUUUCGGCACAAUGCUGUUCCCGCUGGCUAUCGACCUAAACUAUUUCAGUGUUCUUGUAGUUAGAUUCCUACAAGGCCUUGGAAUCAGCUUGGUUUUCACUGCACUGGGCUCUGUUCCAGUUGCAUGGGCUCCAAGAAACGAAUCGAGCACUUUUCUGGCCAUUUUAUCAUGCGCUUUUCAGGUUGGAGCUAGAAACCCUAUACAGGCAACUAAUUCUAAACAUUUUCCAGAUGAGUAACGUGGUGUGCAUGCCAAUCUCCGGAUUUCUCUGCGAAUCCUCUUUGGGCUGGCGUUCAAUUUACUACGUUUUCGGCGUUGCCACCAUCAUCUGCUUCCUCAUUUUCUACUUUUUCUACACUGAUUCUCCAAAAGACCAUCGACACGUGUCGAGCAAGGAGCUAAAUCUUAUCUUGCAAGAUAAGACAACUUCCAAUCGUCGUGAAGCGGUGCCAUACUGGGAAAUUUGCAAAGAUCCAUGCGUUUUGGUCACUUGGCUCUCCAAUAUCGGCGGGAAUCUGGGAUUUUUAACGCUAGUCCUUUACGGUCCGACCUAUCUCCGUGAAGUUCUACACUUUGAAGUGCGGGGAACUGGAUUCGCCAGUGCUCUUCCAUUUCUACUAUCAGCUGCCGCGAAAUCUGCAGCCGGACAAUUGUCAGACCGUUGCGAAUUCGUCUCCGAACGCGUCAGAUUCACAAUUUGCGGAGUAAUUUCUCGUGCCGGCCUUGCCUUGGGCUACUUGGCGAUGGCGUUCACUACCAAUACAACUGUCGCUCAAAUUGCUUUCACCUUUUCCAUCGCUGUCAGCGGACUGAAUAUCAUGGGAACAGUCAAGUGUUUGCAGCUGGUAAGCUUGCCAGAAAAACUUCAUUUUCCACCUAAUACCCUAAAAAUUUCAGCGUUGCAAGCAGCACGUCAGUUUCGCCGUCUCCGCAAUCGCUCUUAUGGCCUAUGUGAUUCAGUUCGGCGCUCCGAUCCUCGUCGGAAUCCUUUGCCCCGAUAACACCGCCGAGCAAUGGGCUCGAACGUUCGUCAUCAUCGGUGUUGUCGUGUUUGUGACCAGUGCACCGUUCCCGUGGUUUACAACAGCCGAGCCGGCCGAUUACACUUUUCCCAAGGAGCUGAGGGAGAAAAAAGCGAAAGAAUUGGAAGAAUGCGCAUAG
This is a messenger RNA of Caenorhabditis sp. 36 PRJEB53466, 1352 nucleotides long. The record is from the annotation of a GenBank genome assembly. NCBI's taxonomy places the organism in Eukaryota, Metazoa, Nematoda, Chromadorea, Rhabditida, Rhabditidae.